UUGCCCUUUUUUCUUCUUGCAGGCAAAAUCUUGUAGGAGACUGAAUUCUAAGCUUUUCUGCAUUUUUUUGUGUUGCCUACAAAACAACUAAAGAAUCUUCAAGGGAAAAUGGAACCAAAUUUCAUGGAUGAAAUUGACUGUGGCAACUUCUUUGAUCAAAUUGAUGACUUGAUUGAGUUCCCACCUGACAAUGAAGAUGUCGGUGGCAUUUUCGUAAAUUCCGAUAGUUCCAAGGACUUUCCGAGCAUGUGGAACGACGACGCUUUGCCGGAAUCCGACCAUCUUUUCUCCGCCAAUGCCGCCUCCGACCUGUCGGCUGAGCUCUCUGUUCCGUACGAGGAUAUAGUCCAACUCGAAUGGCUCUCAACUUUCGUGGAGGACUCGUUCUCGGGGGGAGGAAUGACCAUCGCAGCAAAAGAGAACUUGCGCGAACACAAGAACGAGCCGACUUCCCACACUACCUACCAAUUCCAAACCUCGAGCCCGGUCUCCGUUUUGGAGAGCACCAGCAGCAGCAGCUCCACCACCUCCGUCGGACAAACCACCGCCCAUCUCCCCCCCACCCACCGGGGCCCGCAACGCGCACGCAGCAAACGCCCCCGCCCCUCAACUUUCAACCCGAGACCGACCACAAUACCAUCCUUCGUUGACACCACCCCACAAUUCUCUUCGGAAACCGAGAUUUUUGUCGAGGAGGCGCCACCCCUCGCUACCAACAAGAUCCCGAAGAGAAAGAAAAUGAAGAAAACCCCUCCGUCCAAUCGAGAAGACGACGACAACGAAGGCGGGGCCCACGGGGACCCGCCGGUGCGGAAAUGCAAGCACUGCGAGAUCACGAAGACCCCGCAGUGGAGGGCCGGGCCCACGGGCCCCAAGACGCUGUGCAACGCGUGCGGGGUCCGCUACAAGUCGGGGCGGCUGUUCCCAGAGUACCGCCCCGCCGCGAGCCCCACAUUCGUCCCCGCCCUCCACUCCAACUCCCACAAGAAGGUCGUCGAGAUGAGGACCAAGGUGGGGCCCGCAAAGCCCGAGUUCGACGCAAGCUUCUAGAAAACAAAAAUAUCCCCUUGUUGGCUAUAUUUUUUUUUCGUCUCGUCUUUUCGUCGCUGCUUUCUUGAAAUUUUUUCUUCUUUUCUUUUAUGUUCGAUUUAUUUUGUUCGUUGGUUCUUUGUAUAGUAGUGUAACGCGAGACGGGAUAGGAUCUAUAGACUACGACGAUAAUUUUAGCUAUAAGUAGAGAGAGGAGGAAUGAAGAAUUGAGAAGGCAAAAUCUAGGGAGGGAGUUAUAUAUAGAGAGAGAUAUAAAGGAAGAUUAGUAGUAGUAGGUGGGGUGAGCUUUGAUUCUUGAGUUAUAGUCUUUAGAUCCUUUAAAGAGUUAUGUUUUUUUUUUAUUAGUGUUUUCUUAGCUUUGGUCAUCCCUUGAUGGGUAAUUCUUUUUGCAGUUGAUUUGUUUGUAGGGAUUUUCUAAAUGGUAAUGAGUUUUAUGUUUAUUUUG
Erythranthe guttata (spotted monkey flower) is the source of this 1495-nucleotide messenger RNA. The record is from RefSeq and is a predicted model, not a curated record. NCBI's taxonomy places the organism in Eukaryota, Viridiplantae, Streptophyta, Magnoliopsida, Lamiales, Phrymaceae.